Messenger RNA from Zychaea mexicana, 772 nucleotides. RefSeq lists its product as uncharacterized. Bases 94 to 573 code for a protein of 159 amino acids. The record is from RefSeq and is a predicted model, not a curated record. NCBI's taxonomy places the organism in Eukaryota, Fungi, Mucoromycota, Mucoromycetes, Mucorales, Lichtheimiaceae. The transcript has 4 exons.
AGUGGUACCAAUGGAAUCCACUUGUUUGCACCGCAUUCAUAUGGUAGUUCUUUGAUUGAAAGAAGGACGUCCCGAGUGAAAGUAUGAGAAAGCAUGAAUUGCAUUGCAGCCAUGUGGAAUCUUAUGAGUAGCGAUGGCAUGAACGACGUUGUGCGGGUGUUCACUGAGCUGGAUAGACCUGUCUGUGAUUUUGUAUUUGUAAAUUCUGAAAUGGAUCCUUUCCCCUUACAUUUUAUAUGUGCUAAUCUCAUAGUAUUAAACAUAUCUGUAUGUGUCAUUGCGGGCACUUCAUCUUCAACCUGGGUGAUUAAUCUCAAGCGUUUUCGGCAAAAUGAACAGAAUGGGCUAUAUGUAGACCAUCUCAACCAGGAUUGUCUAUCACAGAUGCGUUUUUAUCGACGAUGGCCGGCUCAAUCUUUAUAUCAAAAGAAAUUCUGGACAAUCCGAAUGAUGAAGGUAUUUGUAAGAGUGGCGAUUCCAAAGCAUCAUGACAUGACUUAUUGCUAUGAUUUUGCGUACUAUUACGAGCGAAGGUAUGGUUCACCUUGUCAUGAAGUUCCAACAGGCUAUUAGCUCUUAACCUUGUCGAGUUGUUUUCGUCAAAAUUGAGGCGUUUAGCUCUCACUGCUGAGGAUGUAUUGACAAGUUGCAUUACAUAUGAAAUAGAGUAUACGUAAAUAGCUACCCAGCGGACUGUUAUGGAUAAAUUGAGCAUUUAAAGUCAUUCUUCGAGAGGUCCAUUGGUAUACGUAGUCUUUUCUUAACUAAUCGA